AUGCUGGCAAGAAACUCUGUCAGGUCGGCGCAAAGCCUUUUGCGAACCGCCCACGUCGCUCCCACUAGAACUUUCGCAACUGUUCAAUCCGAUAUCUUCAAGCCUACAAAGUAUGGUGGAAAAUAUACCGUUACUUUAAUUCCUGGUGACGGUAUUGGUGCCGAGGUUGCCGAGUCUGUAAAGACAAUUUUCAAAGCAGACAAUGUGCCGGUCGAAUGGGAACAAGUUGAUGUAUCUGGUGUUGAAACUGGAGACAAACACUCCGAGGACUUGUUCCGGGAGUCAAUAGCAUCCUUGAAGAGAAAUAAGCUUGGUCUUAAGGGUAUCUUGCACACACCUGUCGAGAGAUCUGGUCACCAAUCUUUCAACGUCGCACUCAGACAAGAACUCGAUAUCUACGCAUCCAUUGUUCUCAUCAAGAACAUCCCAGGUUACAACACUCGCCACAAGGAUGUCGAUCUUUGCAUUAUUCGUGAGAAUACUGAGGGAGAGUACUCUGGAUUGGAACAUCAAUCAGUUCCAGGUGUUGUUGAAUCUCUUAAGAUCAUUACCCGCGCUAAGUCUGAGAGAAUUGCCAAAUUCGCAUUCAGCUUUGCUCUUGCCAACAACCGUAAGAAGGUUACCUGUAUUCACAAGGCCAACAUUAUGAAGCUUGCAGAUGGCCUUUUCCGCAAAACCUUCAACGAUGUUGCUAAGGACUACCCCACUUUGGAGACCAACGAUAUGAUUGUCGACAACGCAUCUAUGCAAUGUGUAUCCAGACCACAACAAUUCGAUGUUAUGGUUAUGCCUAACUUGUACGGAGGAAUUUUGUCCAACGUUGGUGCUGCUUUGGUUGGUGGUCCAGGUCUUGUUCCUGGAUGCAACAUGGGACGUGAAGUUGCUGUUUUCGAGCCUGGUUGCCGUCAUGUUGGUUUAGAUAUCAAGGGCAAGGAUCAAGCUAACCCAACUGCUAUGAUUCUUUCUGGUUCUAUGCUUUUGAGACAUCUUGGUCUUGAUGACCACGCUAACAGAAUCUCUAAGGCUGUUUAUGAUGUUAUUGCUGAAGGAGCCGUUAGAACCCGUGAUAUGGGAGGAAACAGCUCAACUAACCAAUUCACUCGCGCUAUUUUGGAUAAGAUGGAGUUGGCUGCAUAG
Messenger RNA from Botrytis byssoidea, 1137 nucleotides. RefSeq lists its product as uncharacterized. Gene Ontology annotation, molecular function: magnesium ion binding; isocitrate dehydrogenase (NAD+) activity; NAD binding. Bases 1 to 1137 code for a protein of 378 amino acids. The transcript is spliced from 3 exons. The record is from RefSeq and is a predicted model, not a curated record. Lineage: Eukaryota; Fungi; Ascomycota; Leotiomycetes; Helotiales; Sclerotiniaceae. Gene Ontology annotation, cellular component: mitochondrion. Gene Ontology annotation, biological process: tricarboxylic acid cycle; isocitrate metabolic process.